Bombus huntii is the source of this 2899-nucleotide messenger RNA. It is a transcript of the gene Pax, whose product is annotated as paxillin-like. Bases 717 to 2126 code for a protein of 469 amino acids. Gene Ontology annotation, cellular component: filamentous actin; adherens junction; stress fiber. The transcript has 10 exons. The record is from RefSeq and is a predicted model, not a curated record. Gene Ontology annotation, molecular function: actin binding; muscle alpha-actinin binding. Gene Ontology annotation, biological process: actin cytoskeleton organization; muscle structure development. NCBI's taxonomy places the organism in Eukaryota, Metazoa, Arthropoda, Insecta, Hymenoptera, Apidae.
AUUUAACUUCCUACGCUUACAACUGGCAUACAUGACUCGAAUAGGAUUAACGUGAUCCAUUCUAUUUUCACAAAACGAUCUACAAUUUUUUUACUCUUGUGUUACGAACAAAUUCGUAAAUCCUCUGAUUGGAAGAUACCGCUCUCCCGAAGGAAGUACAAAAUCCAAAAUAGUAAGAGAAAACCGUGGCAAAAGAUGAUAGGUAGUCGAAGUUAUUCUUGGGUAUUUUGUCGUCAUGAAUCUAGAUGUAAACAUAUAUAUGCAUCGCAUGAAAGAAGGUGCGAAACAGAGACGAAGAACGAGGUUGAAAAGAGGGAGGAAGGAGAAGAGGGACAAAGGAAGGAGGAGAUGGGUUCACGUAACACAGAUUCUGUAGAUGCAAACUGAGAAAACACGUGCUGGCAGUCCUACCUGAUCUCGCAACACAUACGUGCCUCCUAGCCAUCAUAUCUUCGUUUGUUCAUUACCUUCGACACUUGCACGUGGCGAUAAUUUAAUGUGAUGCGCUAUUGGCAGACCUGCAAAACACAGUGUCAUCGGAAGGAAAUCAUGUCGGUAGUAACGCCACUCCUGGUUAUGGAUCGCUGAACGGCGCGAGAACCACCGCCUAUAGAUCCUACGAUAAUCGAACUUCUCCGCUUCCGCCGCAAUCGCCGACUUAUCAGAACCGCGAGGCCAUCGAGGAGAGCAUCGCGAAAGGCAGCGGCGGAGGGAAGAUGCCUUCCCUGAACAACAAUCUGUCGGAGUUGGACACGUUGUUGCAAGAUCUGAGCAACGCUCGUUACAAUGCUCAUUAUCAGGAAAGAGAGAAUCGCGUUUCCUCGGGAGGAAUGAAUGGUGAUUCUAGUCCGAUGCUUCGUUCUCCGAGUAGCAUGUCAGCUUCAAGGCCCACCGUCGAUUCGUUGCUCGAAGAAUUGAGCACCGCGGUACCGAACGGGGAUUAUCCUGCCGAUGGUAGAGUGAAAGUUACCAUUCAAGAAACGUCCACGGAGGUGCAACCCGUGUACGAUGGUUAUCCUCCUAGACAGCACGGAUCGUUGAAUCGCAGCGAGGCCCAGAAGAGUUAUACCAAUGGUCACACCGCCAGCAACGCUACCAAGGAGCUUGACGAUUUAAUGGCUUCUCUCUCCGAAUUUAAGAUCAAUAGUAGUUCUCAUCAGCUUCAAACAGUGACCGAUUCUCCAUACGCCAAGCCGAACAAGGCGACCAAGAGUUCGCAAAGCCCGUUGCCACCCGAGGGCACGCAAACUCGAAUUCAUAUCACCGAGACUCACACUACUCAUCACCACCAGCAACAACACGGAGAGCCUUAUCCACCGCAGCCAGCGACUCAAACCAAACAGAAUCAGUUGGAUUCUAUGCUAGGAAACCUUCAAGCCGAUAUGAGUCGUCAAGGAGUGAACACUACUCAGAAGGGAUGCUGCAGCGCUUGCGAGAAACCAAUCGUGGGACAAGUGAUCACCGCUCUAGGUAAAACGUGGCACCCUGAACACUUCACAUGCACCCACUGCAACCAGGAAUUGGGCACAAGAAAUUUCUUCGAAAGGGAGGGUCAUCCUUAUUGCGAGCCCGAUUAUCAUAAUCUUUUCUCACCACGCUGCGCCUACUGCAACGGACCCAUUCUGGAUAAAUGCGUAACCGCGUUGGAAAAAACUUGGCACACGGAGCACUUCUUUUGCGCUCAGUGUGGCAAACAGUUUGGUGAAGAGGGGUUCCACGAGCGGGACGGAAAGCCGUACUGUCGGGAGGAUUACUUCGACAUGUUCGCGCCGAAGUGCGGCGGAUGUAAUCGUGCUAUUAUGGAGAAUUAUAUCUCCGCUCUAAACAGUCAGUGGCAUCCGGAUUGUUUCGUCUGCAGGGAUUGUAGACAAAAGUUUCAAGGUGGAUCGUUCUUUGAUCACGAAGGUUUACCCUAUUGUGAAACUCAUUACCACGCUAAGAGAGGGUCCCUAUGCGCAGGGUGCCAUAAACCAAUUACAGGUCGUUGCAUAACCGCAAUGUUCCGGAAGUUCCAUCCCGAGCAUUUUGUAUGCGCGUUCUGUUUAAAGCAAUUGAACAAAGGUACUUUUAAGGAACAAAACGAUAAACCAUAUUGCCACGGGUGUUUCGACAAAUUAUUCGGUUAAAAAUCUACCGCAAAGUAUUCGUAUUUGUAACAUAAAGACGAACAGGCGCUGUUUCGCUUGGUAUUACUUACAAUUUUUAUAGGCUGCUCACAUAUGUCUAUACCGCGUAGAAUAUGUAAUCGCUUUAGUCAUCAUACACAAGUACUGAUAUUCCACGAUUCAAGCUUCGUAUCGUAACCCGAAGCAGCCUUUGGAAAUUUUUAUAAAUCUCAAUAUGCAAAUGGUGCAACAAUUCAAUUAUAUCACGUAUCGUUGUUUAUUCUUAUGCAUUCUUAUCAUAAGAAUAAGGUAAUAGGAUAACUGUGGUCGUUAUUAUCUUCCAUUGUCCUUAAUAAGGGCACGUUGCUAAUAUUUUCACGAAUAUUUUAUAUUACGUAUUUCACAUUGACCUACAAUCUAAGGAUUAUUAAAGGGUGCUAAUUAGUAGUUUAUUUUUACCACUAAUGUAAUCUUUGAGAGAUAUAUCGAAGAAAAAAGCUGCCAAUUAAAAAAGAUAUUUAUGAAAUCGGAACACUACCAAAUGUUUACAAUUCUGAUAGAUUUGAUACGUGUUUAUAAAAUAUUUAUAUUUACGAUUGCAAUGAUGCAAGUUGUAUUUUCCAAUAUAAAAGUUUCUAUACAGGUUAGUAUUUACCAGGUAUUUGAAUAUCCACAAGAAAUACAAUAUUACAAAUAUCAAUAAAUAUGACAUAAAUUAAUCAAAAGCAAAAUAUUCCAUAAGUGCAUAAUGUAAGAGCAGUAAAAAUAUGAAUUAAAGAUUAAUUUUUGUAGUA